Messenger RNA from Trichoderma gamsii, 1209 nucleotides. RefSeq lists its product as hypothetical. Bases 1 to 1209 code for a protein of 402 amino acids. The transcript has a single exon. The record is from RefSeq and is a predicted model, not a curated record. NCBI's taxonomy places the organism in Eukaryota, Fungi, Ascomycota, Sordariomycetes, Hypocreales, Hypocreaceae.
AUGCUCCAACUAAGCCCCGAUACGAGCUUCCACUUCGAAAUCCUCCGCGCCGUCUCCCUCGCGCCCUACCAAGGCGCCGACGUGGGCGAAGUCCUCACCGCCGCCACAAAGAUCAUCCCAGGCGACUUCGAAAGCUACUACACUGCUUUCAACGACCUCGCCGUCCGCGUACACGCACAGGCUGAAGGGAUUGAUGCGAGCAAGUAUCCGGUUUCUGCAAGGAACGCCUACUUCAGGGAGGCAACGUACCUCCGCAGCGCCGAAUUCUACCUCCAUGGCAACUGGGAGGACUCGCGCAUAAACUCCACCUUUGCCAGACACAGAUCCGCCUUUGACAAAGCCCUUGCGCUGCUCCCCGUGCCUGGCCAGAGAGUCACGCUCAAGGCUCAGGGGUUUGAUGUCCCGGCCAUCUUCUAUGGCUGUGGACGCCCCGGCCGCCGGCCAACUAUUCUCAUGGGCAACGGCUAUGACGGCUAUCAGGAGGAGCUCUACCAUGUUGCCGUCGAGGCUGCGCUCACCAGGGGCAUCAACGUGAUUACUUACGAAGGACCCGGCCAGCCCACCGUCCGCCGCGAGCAAAACGCCGGCUUCAUCCACGACUGGGAGCGAGUCGCGUCUCCAAUUGUUGACUAUGUGCUUACACGAGAUGAUGUCGAUCCCACAGCCAUUGGCAUUUGGGGAUACUCGCUGGGCGGAUAUCUCGCUGCUCGUGCUGCGGCCUUUGAGCCUCGUCUCGCUGCCGUCAUGGCCAUCGACGGGGCCAACGACGUUGGAACCACAAUCCACGACAAGUUUCCUCCAGAGAUGGAGGCUCUAUACCAAUCAGGCAACAAAGAAGCUCUUGACCAGGCCAUGGCGCAAGUCUUGGCCUCUCCGGGGGCGCCUACUCCUCUCCGCUGGGCUGUGACGCAUGGCUUGUGGGCGUUUAAUAUCAAGUCGCCGUUUGAAUGGGCAGCCAAGUUCGUCGACUUCAAGCUAGGCGAUGCUAUCCACAAUAUCAAGGUGCCAUUCUUCGUGGCUGAUGCAGAGGAUGACGAUGUCAUGUCGCGGGAGGCAAAGGCCGUGGCAGACGCAGUCGGGGAGAAUGCGACGUACCACUUGUUCACGACGGAAGAUGGAGCUGGAGCGCACUGCUCUAUUGGAGCGGCGGUGCUCCAGAAUCAAGUUGUCUUCGACUGGUUCCAAGAGGUGAUGUCGAAGAGGGCUUAA